Messenger RNA from Besnoitia besnoiti, 1539 nucleotides. RefSeq names its product putative small subunit DNA primase. Lineage: Eukaryota; Apicomplexa; Conoidasida; Eucoccidiorida; Sarcocystidae. Gene Ontology annotation, cellular component: alpha DNA polymerase:primase complex. Bases 1 to 1539 code for a protein of 512 amino acids. The transcript has 12 exons. The record is from RefSeq and is a predicted model, not a curated record. Gene Ontology annotation, biological process: DNA replication, synthesis of primer.
AUGGUGCAGCAGAACGACGAGCCUCUGCCGCAUGAUGCGGCGGUAGCAGACAAAGACCUUCUCUUCUACUAUGACAAACUGUUCCCCUUCGGCGAGCUCUCGAAGUGGCUGACGUACAAAAACUCUCCGCAUUUGCCAGAGACUGAAACAAACGACCCGCUCUUCCUCGCGAAACGCGAAGUCUGCUUCACGUGCCGCAAGCCGGGCGGCGUCGACAGCGGCGAGGAAUUCUUCCUCAGAUGGCAGUCUUUCAGGACUGUCGAGGAGAUGAAGGAGCGGCUGAAGGACAUGUCGUCGCUGGUCUGCUUCAAGUUCGAUUUCGGCGCAGUGUACUCUGUGCCUGUCUCUGAGAAAGACACCUUUCAGACAGCCUUCAAACCCGAGCAGAAAGAGUUGGUCUUCGAUAUCGAUAUGAACGACUACGACGACAUCCGCACGUGCUGCACCGACAAGCGCGUAUGCCAGAAGUGCUGGGCAUUUUUGGAUGUGGCGAUCUCCCUGCUGGACACUGCGCUGCGAGAGGAUUUCGGAUUCGAAAACAUUCUCUGGGUUUACUCCGGUCGUCGUGGAGUUCACUGCUGGGUCUGCGACUCUUCUGCGAGGCUGCUGCCGACCGACGGCCGUGCGCAGCUCUGCGAAUACCUCAACCUUUGCACGGGAACGAACCAGCAGAUGAAGGUGGUGAUGCUGCGCGGCGGCCGCGUGCAGCCCUAUUUCGUCGACCGCGCCUUCAGUCUGGCGUAUCAGCGCUUUCACAAGCUGCUGGUGGAGCAGGACUUCUUCGCGAGCGACGCGCCGCUUGCGGCGACCUCAUCUGAGUUCGCGGAGGACACCAGAGGGCAGCGUCACUAUCAGAAGUUGUUGAAUUACUUGCCAGACUUGGCGGACGGCGCGGGCGCUAACUCCGGGCGCACCAACUGGAAGACCUCCAAGCCCGAGAGGCGCGGCGCGGAGAGCUCUGCUUCGCCCUUCGCAGUGGCGAAGUCGCACAUGCAUGCGUGGAUCAAGCGCCGGCUGUCGAGCGAGAAGAAGCGAUUCUCCUCCGAGGAGCUCUUCAACGAGCUCUGCGCCGUCGCCGGAUGCCCCCCCCCGAGGGACUUCCGCGGCGGCGUCGAAGACGUGAAGAAAAUUCCCUCCUUCAUCAAGGAAAUCGUGCUGGCCUACUCCUACCCCAGACUUGAUAUCAAUGUCAGCAAGGACAUCGGCCAUCUUCUCAAGUCCCCCUUCUGCGUUCAUCACGGCACAGGACGAAUUUGCGUGCCUCUGGACGUCGAGAGUAACCCGAGGGGCGGCGUCGCCAGCAGCUCGGGGUUCGAUCCCGCGCGCGUACCGACUUUGACACUCCUGCGGCGGCAGUUUGAUGAUCCUGCCCGCGCGCAUCUGCCGCCGCACCAGCGGACGUCGCUCGCGCCCUACGUCGAGUUUUUCCGCGACAGAUUUCUCCACGGCCUCCUCAAAGCGGUGACUGAAGAAAUGCAGUAUGUUAAGAAGUUGCUCGGCGGCCUCGACGCUCAGGUGGAACCUGAGUCGUGUUUCUGA